Medicago truncatula (barrel medic) is the source of this 1039-nucleotide messenger RNA. RefSeq names its product expansin-A6. The transcript is spliced from 3 exons. NCBI's taxonomy places the organism in Eukaryota, Viridiplantae, Streptophyta, Magnoliopsida, Fabales, Fabaceae. Gene Ontology annotation, biological process: plant-type cell wall organization. Bases 133 to 915 code for a protein of 260 amino acids. Gene Ontology annotation, cellular component: extracellular region. The record is from RefSeq and is a predicted model, not a curated record.
GCCCACUCUCACUCACCACUCGUUCCACCCAUAUCUCUUUCUCUCUGUUCCAUAUCUCUGCUUUUUCUCUAUUUUCUUGUCCUCCACUGUCCAAUAUUUUAACUAAAUCUAAGAAGAAGAAAAAAAACAGUGAUGGGAAUGGUGAGUAUGGUUUACGUUGUGACUCUUAUUAUGUCAUUAACAAUGUGGAUGGUAGAUGCUAGAAUCCCAGGUGUUUACAAUGGUGGUGCAUGGCAAACAGCUCAUGCCACUUUCUACGGUGGCUCCGAUGCUUCGGGCACCAUGGGAGGAGCAUGUGGUUAUGGAAACUUGUAUAGUCAAGGUUAUGGAGUUAACACAGCAGCAUUAAGCACAGCACUAUUCAACAAUGGACUAAGUUGUGGUUCUUGUUUUGAAUUGAAGUGUGCAAAUGACAAGCAAUGGUGUCACUCUGGUAGCCCUUCCAUUUUCAUCACAGCUACUAACUUUUGUCCUCCUAACUUUGCUCAACCUAGUGACAAUGGUGGUUGGUGUAACCCUCCUCGUCCUCACUUUGAUCUUGCCAUGCCUAUGUUCCUUAAAAUCGCUGAAUAUCGUGCCGGAAUCGUCCCUGUAGCCUUUCGCCGGGUGCCAUGUAGAAAGCGUGGUGGAAUUAGGUUCACAAUUAACGGAUUCCGUUACUUUAACUUAGUCCUAAUCAGCAACGUUGCAGGUGCAGGGGAUAUUGUGAGGACCUAUGUUAAGGGCACUCAAACAGGGUGGAUGCCAAUGAGCAGAAACUGGGGGCAAAAUUGGCAAUCAAAUUCUGUUUUGGUAGGUCAAGCUUUGUCCUUCAGAGUUACCGGUAGUGACCGUCGCACUUCCACUUCUUGGAACAUUGCUCCACAUAAUUGGCAAUUUGGUCAAACUUUCACUGGAAAGAAUUUUCGUGUUUGAUUAAUGGUUAAUUGCCACGUAGGUCAUUGGUCAAAGUUCACAUUGUUAUUUCUAUUUUUUAAUAUAUAAUGUGACAACAAAAAGUAGUACUACAAUACAAUGUUGUUCUGUUUUUUGUUUUCCA